AUGGUGAAGGACGUUAGAGCGCCGGGCUUCCGCGAGAAAUGGCGGCAGGACGUGCCGGUGCUGUACGACUGGUGGGGCCCGGUGCGCGCGGAGCACGGCGCGUACAGCGAGCAAUACGUUUACAUCAGCGAGCAGACCGACGGCACCGCGCCCAACACGCUGCUCCUCGCCAACGUCGCCGUGAGCUGGGAACUGGGUGGGGAGGGCUUCUGGGAGGGAGGGGUGGAGCAGAGGGGGGGGUGGGGGUGGUUUCGUGGCAGCACGCGGAGAUCAGGGUUAGUGGGGGCGGAGGUGGCGGACAACGAUGCAGUAGCGCCGAGUCUGCUAGCAGACUUUGAGGAGGACGACCCGUCGGCGCUGGUGGGAGUGCUGAAGGCGGUGCAGCACCCGGGCGAGGUCAACCGCAUCCGCGAGCUGCCGCAGUUCCCACAGAUCCUCGCCACGCACACGGACGCGCGGGAUGUGUUCAUCUGGAACAUGGAGUCGCAGGACGACCGCAGGGCCUCCAAGGGGGAUGGCGCUGCCUCCGACAAGCCCUCUGUGCCCGACCUGGUGCUGCGGGGGCACACGGACGUGGCGCAGUUUGCGCUGGCGACAGCAGCGAGCGACCCCUUUGUGCUGAGCGGGGGCACGGACCGGCACGUGGUGCUGUGGGGCCUGCAGGACCACGUCUCCAAGGCCAGCACCGACGAUUCAUCGGAGCUGGCAGCGCCGGUGCUGCACUGCAGGGAGACGUUCACAGGGCACCGCGCGACGGUGGAGGACGUGCAGUUCAGUCCCAGCGACGCGCGGCUGUUCUGCUCCGUGGGCGACGACUACUGCCUGCUGCUCUGGGACACGCGCCACGGCACCACGCCCGUCAACAAGGCAUGCAAACGCGCCAGGAAGGGGAGGACGCGCUGGGUUGCUGGCUGCGCGGUUGGGGGGGGAGGGGGAGAGUGGGGGGAGGAGGAGCAGGACAUCCCCCCCCUCCCUCUCUUCACCACUGCCCAAAUCCCUCUCACCUCGCUCCCCACAACUAUCCCUCUUCUCCUCAGCGUCUCUCUCCCCUCUCUCCCACCCCUCCUCCCUUUUUCCCAGGUGGAGCGAGCACACAAUGCGGAUCUGCACUGUGUGGACUGGUCGCGCCUGGACGACAACUACGUGCUCACGGGGUCUGCCGACCACUCGGUGCGCCUGUUUGACCGCCGCAAGCUGCCCACGGCGGGGCACUGCACGCCCGUGCACACCUUCAAGCACCACCUCGACGCCGUCACCUGCGUGCAGUGGCACCCAUCAGCGAGGGGGGUGUUUGGCAGUGCGGGGGACGACGGGCUCAUCCAGGUCACAGACGCAUCGCACAUCAUGGGGGCAACAGGCGACAAGGCGGGGGGGGGAGGGGCGCAGGGUCGGCAGAUGAACAUGUUCCAACACCUGGGGCACCGGGAGAAGGUGUGUGAGUUCCACUGGAACCCCCAUCGGCCGUGGACGGUCGUCAGCACAUCCAUUGACUCGGGCCGGAUAGGAGGAGGCACCCUGCAGGUGUGGCGUAUGCAUGACCUUUUCCAUCUUCCGGAAGAGGCUGCACAGAAAAAACUCGAAGGCAUGAUUGGCUCAACUCCAAGCAAGAAAUAA
Closterium sp. Naga37s-1 is the source of this 1614-nucleotide messenger RNA. NCBI's taxonomy places the organism in Eukaryota, Viridiplantae, Streptophyta, Zygnematophyceae, Desmidiales, Closteriaceae. The record is from the annotation of a GenBank genome assembly.